Molecule: messenger RNA, 25202 nt
Organism: Paramuricea clavata
Lineage: Eukaryota; Metazoa; Cnidaria; Anthozoa; Malacalcyonacea; Plexauridae
Source: the annotation of a GenBank genome assembly
AUUUUUCCGUAACGCGUCAAUGCAACUGCCUUUAUAUUAUUUUCCAGCAACACGUUUGGAAAUGAAAGAUACAAAAAAGUAUGGUUUUCCAAUAUUUUAAAUGAACUUAAUUCUUACUCAAGCCUCGUGCAUGUUUUAAUAUUCAUUAAUAAUUCACGAGGAAAAUACAAAUGAAACGAAUGUUGAAUCAAUGUUUGUAAAUCGGAUAAGAUCUGUCCUGAUUCACAUAAACUUCAGCUUUGAUUUUUUCGGCCUCGACGAUGUUUAUUUUUGAAAUUACUUCGCCAAUGAACUCAUAAGAUAUGGGUCGUUUUUCCCCGAGCCGGCGGCGCGAAGCGCCGUGCGAGGGUACUAAUUCCCCCCGGCUAUUUACACCCGGGGAAACGAAAGCAUUAGCGGAGUCUAAAGUUCAUCAAAUAUCGCGGGCGUGGGUGACCAACGGUGUUGAGCACUGAGCUAUACUUAUAUAUCUGGAGAUCGUGCUCUCGACGAAAGUGUGUGGCCAAAAACAUGGCGGAUUUGACGUCACAAUCGACCUAUUUUCAUGGCAGUUUCCACUGACCCAUGGCUCGAAUGUCCGUGGGCGACAAAAUUCAACCCCCCCUGAUUUUACAGUGAUUUAUCAUUUAUGUACUGUUGUUUGUAUUAGUUGAUCGACGAUGGAGUGUAUUUUGAUUUUCGUCCUUUUGAAAAUACAGUAUUAUUCUAACUGCGCAUAUAAAUCAAUAAAGACCGAAAGCCAUUAAUAAAAAAAGACAUGAAUGGAGUUUGACGGCCACAAGAACAAAGCAUGUAAGUCAUUGAAAUGAUUUAUCAAUUCUUGUUGUAUUGUGAAUUUGUGUUGCAACUGACUAUCAAGAUUAUUCUUUAAAACACGAGUAUUAUAACAAUCCCCAGCAAGUAAAAUUAAGCAAAUAUAGCUUGUUGAAAACCGUACUGCUAUAAAUUUCCCAAUGUAAAUUUCCCUGAGUGACAAAGGUUUUUUUAGAGAUUUUAAUACCAGUUUAUUCUAUUAGUUAAUUGUGGGGAAAAGCAACUCUUUGGAAUAUAAAGCACUUAAUCACCAUUAAAGUUUUUUGCACCUGUAUGUAUUCCACUUUCAGGUAUGAAUUUAUCAAGAAAAUAUGGGAUAUCUGUACUAAGUACCAGGUGGCAAUGAAGAAAGUCAAGUGUAUUUCUUUAUAAUGGUCUUCCUUGUAAAAGGCAAUGGCACUAUUUCAUUGAACAUUCAAGGAACAAUCGCCUUUUAAAACAAAUAUGCACAUUUUUAUGCUCGAGUUACAAUGUUUGAUUUUGAUAUCUGCAUUUUAUGCGAUUCAUACCUUAUUUUUAAGUGUUCCUCAAAUACUGUAUUGAUUCAAUACAUUACCUCGGGCUGACCAAUUCAUUCCAUCAAGAUAUUUGCUGUGUUGGUGUAAUACAUGUACUCAGGUGAAUAAGAUGCUUGUGUGAUGUUACGUACUCUGAGUGGAUAUCCACACUGGGCAGGCUUGAAAAAUAUGCCUGGCCACAGUGGGAUUUGAACCUACAACCUUUGGAAUACUGGCCCAAUGCUCUGCCAACUGAGCUAUACAGUCUGGGCAGUUCGAGUAUGCAAUAUUUCGGAACUGAGUCUAGUUCCUUCGAUAUCAGUGUAAUCUAAUAACCAUGAUAUUUGUGAAUAUGAUGCUUGUGUGAUGUCACUCUGAGUGCAUAUCCACACCGGGCAAGCUUGAAAAAUAUGCCAAGCCAUAUUGGGAUUCAAACCGACCUGACUGCGUAGCUCAGUUGACAGAGCAUUGGCAUUUGGGCUAGUAUUCCAAAGGUCAUAUGUUCAAAUCCCACUGUGGCCAGGUAUAUUUUUCAAGCCUGCCCGGUGUGGAUAUACACUCAGAGUAACAUCACACAAGCAUCUCAUUUCAUCAAGUUCCUCCAGAUAUUCAUACACUUCCUGUGAAAGAGCCAAUUCCAAGUAUUUAAUCAUUUCUGGUCACUUCCUUUCUAUUUAUGAUUGGUUAGUUGCACAAACAACAAAGGUGAUUGGUGCAUUCAAACCAUUUAAUUAACAGGAAGUUUACAAUUAUACUAGGAAGUGUAUGAAUAUCUUGAGGAACUUAAUCAAAUGAAUUGGUUAGCCCGAGGUAAUGUAUUGAAUCAAUAUUUGAGGAACAAUUCAAUUGGAACGACAGUGAAGAAUUAUUAAAAAAAAUAUUUUAUUCAAAAAAAGAUUUUCCAAGAUAAUUAUAUAAUUACAUUUAGUAAUAAGAAUAAAUAAUAUGUGUUAUUUUCUGCCGGCUGAGGAACGAAAGAGGCAGAAAAUGUUUUUCUCACACACUGCUGGGGGACUGGAUCAAGGGUGGGGUCCAGGUCACCGAAUCACUUUUUUGCUUGCCUGUGCUAGCCUGACCUGUGUUGUUUUUGUCUUGAGUGAAAACUGCGAAAUUUGUCUUUGUUGGCUUGGUAUAGUCAUGCCAAAAGAAUCAAAUCAAUCUAAAUCAGAUUCUAGAGCGUUACGGCGCCUGGAUCCGUACAAUAAAAGUCCUCGAGAGAGGGAAGAAGAUCCGGAACGAAGUUCGCGGCAUUCGAGUGGCGAAAAAGCAAGGUCGCGUCCUUCACAAUCCGCCAGUCGUUCAGAGACUCGUAGUCGCUCACGUUCGCCAUCUGAACCGCCACAAUGGGCGAGAGAGUUGUUAAAGAACCAGGAGGAAUACAGAAAAGAAAUAAAACGUCUACAAAGCGAAAUCGAGCGUGGUCGAACGUCUAUGUCGACACGGGAUGAGCGAGUACUCGAACCUGUCUUCAAAUAUGUGGGGAACAAAAAAAACAAUACGAGCUAAAUAACAGCGUCGCUGACAAGAUUCAAGUAGCCCUAACGACUACCGACGAACAGCAACGAACGGCUGCGUUGAACGAAGGUAAGAGCUUGCUAAAUGAAAGAAACAAACAUAUUUUGUUAGCAGAGAAAUUUGGUUGGGACACGGUCGAAUGCUACACUGCUGAGCCUCUUGCCGCCGAUGCAGACGAUGAAAAACGGAUUAAAAAGGCUGUGAAGGAGAGUCAGCGUGUUAGGGACGAAAAGAAAAAGAAAUUAGGACAGUCUACGAAAUCUAAGAGGCAGUUUAUGUGGUCUAGCGGGUCCCAAACGGAACGUAAGGGCGUUGUUGACAGAGCAUCGUUUCCCGCGCAACGGGGGGUUUUGGCGGGAAAGUCGGAGGUAUUGCGUAACAAUACAAGCGGUGUUUGUUUUCGUUGCCUCAGACCCGGCCAUUUCGCUAGGGAUUGUCGAUCCGCAAACACAAGAACAGUCACUUUUAAUGGAGCACAACCUAGUGGACCCUCUUUGCAACCAAAUACCCAGUGAUUGGGAGAGGGAUAACUUUGUAAAUAGUAGGAAUGAUUCAUGUACUAAUAUUGAUGGUUCAAAUUAUUGUUCGUUUGUUGAUAUUGAAAACUUGGAGCUUUGCUCAGGUACAAUAGUGAAGGGACGACUGCGAGAAAACAUUUCUUUUUGGGAGAACAUUGGGACUAACCGAUGGGUACUGGAGAUAAUUCGGGAAGGAUACUGUUUACCGUUUAUUGACAUGCCAGAGCAAGUAGUGUUAUCUAAUCACAGGAGUGCUUUCAAAUCAUCCGAAUUUGUGACACAAGAAAUAGCCAAACUUCGGUUAUCUGGGGUGCUAGUGGAGGUAAAAGCACACAAGUUGACUGUCUGUAAUCCCCUGGGCGUAGUGUUUAAUAAUGCACAGAAGCCCAGAUUGAUUCUGGACUUGCGUUAUGUCAACAAGCAUUUGCGAUCUUGUAAGUUCCAAUACGAGGACAUUCGGACAGCUGCAAACUUGUUCAAAAAAGGGGAUUGGUUUUAAACACUGGAGAGGGAAAGGGUUCAGAGUUUUUACAUACCUUGAUGACGGUGCUGGAGCAGAGACUAGCUUGGAGGAGGCUCUAAAAACAGCAACCCUGGUGAGACAGGACAUUGCAGACAGUGGGUUUGUAGCUCAUAAGGAUAAAUGUCAAUGGGAACCGGUCCAAUCAGGGGAGUUACUUGGGUUUGUUAUGGACCUGAAAUCUGGUACAUUUCGUGUUCCACAAAGGAGGGUAGAAUCCCUUCAAGAAGGCCUGCAGUAUGCUGUGUCGAAAGGCUUUGUUUCAUCUGCUCGAUCCCUUUCUCGACUUACUGGUAUGUUGGUGUCCAUGGGGUUGGCUAUUGGCCCGGUGGUUCGUCUCUGGACUAGGGCUUUGUAUCGUGAGAUCCUUCAAGCCCCAUCCUGGGAUAUACUGUUUGCCCUUUCAACCGAAGCGCAGCAAGAGAUAUAUUUCUGGAUUGAUAAUUUUGAUAAUGGUGGUUAUCCUAUUUGGUCCCCAAGUCAAAAAAUUGACGUGAUGACUUACUCUGAUGCUAGUGCUACAGGUUGGGGUGGAUAUGCAGUUCAGAUUGGUGAACAAUCUGCUAUCGGUUGUUGGUCGGAAACUGAAGUGCAUAAAAGUUCCACAUGGAGGGAGAUCAGAGCAACUAGACUAGUAUUGGAAUCUCUCAGUCUUCAGGGAAGGGAGGUACGUCACAGGACUGACAAUAUGAACACUGUGCAUAUUUUGUCUGUGGGUAGCCGGAAGCAGGACCUUCAUCGGGAGGCAGUGGAAAUUUACAAACUGUGCCAAAAGAAUGGCAUACGCUUAUCAGUCGAGUGGGUUAGCAGGGAUGACAAUGAACAGGCAGAUGCCUUGUCUAGGGUGGAGGAUGCAAAUGACUAUAGUUUGGACCCCUUAGUGUUCCAGCGGUUGGACGAAGAGUGGGGUCCUCAUACACUGGAUCGUUUUGCAAGUGUGCAUACCAAACAACUUCCACGGUAUUGCAGUCGGUUUCAAAAUCCUGGUUGUGAGGCUGUGGAUGCCUUCAUUGUUUCUUGGAGAGGAGAAAAUAAUUGGGUUUUUCCUCACCCCUACCUGAUCCCACGAGUGUUAAGACAUAUGGCAGAGGGUAAAGAAUUUGGAACACUUAUAUUACCGGAAUGGCAUUCUGCCCCAUGGUGGCCAUUGUUGAUUAACAAACAAGGAUUAUGGCAGGAAUUUGUCAGGGCCUGUUGCCGAUUUCAACCAUAUGAUGGCAUCUUGGUACCCGGUUCAGCAGCAAGUGGCCAAUUUGCUUCGGGUGUACCGCCCUAUACAAUUAUGGCAUUGAGGCUCAGUUUUGUGGCAGAAUGAUAGCAGUGGUGAGUUGUACCCAGUGCAUGGCACGAUUACAGGCAAAUGCUGAAAGGCCUGUAGGGACAAAUAGCCUGUUAGGAGCAGUUAGCCUGCAAAGGCACAGUAGCCUGUUAGGGGCACAAUAGCCUGUUAGGGGCACAAUAGCCUGUAAGGGCACAAUAGCAUGUAGGGGCACAAUAGCCUGUAGGGGCAUAAUAGCCUGUAAGGGGCACAAUAGUCUGUAAGGGGCACAAUAGCCUGUAGGGGCACAAUAGCCUGUAAGGGGCACAAGAGCCUGUAUGGGGCACAUUAGCCUGUAAGGGGCACAAUAGCCUGUACAGGGCACAAUAGCCUAUAAGGGGCACAAUAGCCUGUAGGGGCACAAUAGCCUGUAGGGGUACAAUAGCCUGUAAGGGGCACAAUAGUCUGUAAGGGGCACAAUAGCCUGUAGGGGCACAAGAGCCUGUAAAGGGCACAAGAGCCUGUAUGGGGCACACUAGCCUGUAAGGAGCACAAUAGCCUGUACGGGGCACAAUAGCCCGUACGGGGCACAAUAGCCUGUAUGGGCACAAAGGGGUUUGGUAGCCUGUUAGGGGUUUGGUAGCCUGUUUGGGGCGUAGUAGCCUGCAAGGCAGUAUAUUGCCUGUUAAGGGCACAACAACUUGUUGGGGUACAAUACCCUGGGGACCCCCCCCCCCCUUUUUAGAAGCAAUGGUCGGGUAGUUUUUUUAAAAAUUUGCGUUUUUUCAGUUGCAGUGGUGCAAGCUGUUGCAAAAGAGGUGGUGUUACCAGCUGAACUGGAACCUACAUGUUUCAAAGAUCCAGAAUUGGCUCGAUUAGCCAAUGUGCUGCCUGGGAUUCUGGUGCAGGACAGGGCCGAUAAAACUGUUAAAACUUAUCUGGGGGCAUACCGUAGGUGGAAGCAGUGGGCAAUCCAUCGGGGUGUGGUUCCCUUGCCGGCCGAGACAGUGCCCUUUGCGUUGUAUCUAGUCUUUCUUAUCCAACAAGAACGAUCGGUGGCAGCAGUUAACUCUAUAGUGUAUGGCGUUAGCUGGGUACACAAGAAGGGGGGUUUCCUGGAACCUGCGCAGCAUCCGUUAGUUAAACAGCUAAUGGAAGCAGCACGACGGAUCCUGGCAAAACCGGCAACACGGAAGUCUCCUCUUGGAGCCGACUUGGCGAGGAAGUUAGUGCUGCGCUUGGAGCAAGGUAGUCUGGCGGAGUUGCAGUUAGCCACGUUGAUCGCCUUGGGAUUUUUUGGUUUUCUGCGAUGGGAUGACCUAAGUAAUUUGGCCGCAGACAAUAUCCAAAUUGAGAAUUCACAUAUGGCAUUGUUCUUAGAAAAACGAAAAAAAAUGACCAGUUUAGAGACGGUUCGUGGGUGUUCAUUUCAAGCUCGGAAGUGAAACCGUGUCCAGUGGCAGUGGUAAAGAAAUUCCUAGUGCAAGGUUGUCAUGCGCAGGGAUCCAAGUUAUUUCGGCGAGUCCAGCAUACAAAAAAUGGCUGCAACUGAAGAAACAGGGCAUGUCCUAUAGUAGGGCCAGCCAACUACUGAAAGCAGAGUUAAAGCCUACAUAGUCUACGUGCAGGUGGGGCCAGCAGCAGCUUUGGGUGUACCGGACCGGUUAUUCCAACGACAUGGAGGCUGGAGAAGUGAGACAGCUAAGAAUAAUUAUCUAGAAGAGAGCCUGGACUCUUUGUUAUUAGUUACUAAAUCUAUUCAGGAUAAGAACACCUAAUAUAAGUCUAGCUGAACAUUCUCCUAAGCUCUUUGUGACACUAUGCGUUUUGAGCUUGCGUGUGCAGCAUCCCUCAGCGGUGUGUGAGAAGUGUUAUUUUCUGCCGGCUGAGGAACGAAAGAGGCAGAAAAUGUUUUUCUCACACACUGCUGGGGGACUGGGUCAAGGGUGGGGUUCAGGUCACCGAAUCACUUUUUUGCUUGCCUGUGCUAGCCUGACCUGUGUCCCACCCACCCACCCUAUUGGCAGCUAUCCUGGUUGAUAUUUUGUUGCGAUCCUCGUUUGUAAAUAUGAGAUAUUGUUAAUAAUUAAUUAAAGGUCAGGCUUCCGUGUGCAGCAUCCCUCAGCGGUGUGUGAGAAGUGUAUAACACCAGAUUUCACAAUAUUAACAUGUAGGAGUAACAGGGUACUAGAUGUAGCAGUAACCCUUGUCGGUUCAUUUAUUAACUGUUGUAUAUCGUAUAUGUCGUAUAUGUUUUUUUACUUUAUACCUGCUUGGUGACUCGGUUGUUGACAUAAAGUCAACAUUUAAAUCUCAAAUUAUUCAAUCACUUGCUCGAAUUCAGCAACAUGACUAGUUGGUAAAUCAGGAAGUCUAUACCAUGUACUAUAAUUACCAAGAUGGACUUAGAUCGUGGUUUUUUAAUCUCUACAAUCAGAUUUUCAAGAGUUUCUGAUUGCAGAUCAUGUCAAAUUUUGUAAUUACUCCGGGUACUGUAACUACCGGAGUAUUAAAAUGGCAGAUCUUUUUUCUUAGGCGACACAAGUGUGCACUUCCACAGGUGCACCGUACGCAACGCACGCAACGCACUACAAAAAUACGAAAUAUCUAAAAAUAGCCGCCAUUCGUAGUAGAUCGGAGCGAGCGUCGUGUUUACAAUGUAUUUAGUUCUAUUUACAGUAAAUAUUAUCAAAUGCAGGGGUUCUCAUACACUCGUUUUUAUACAGUGACCACAGUUCAUAUAAAUACAAAUCGAAAUUCGAGACUUUCUCGCGUGUUUAGUAGCGGUUGCCGUUAUUGCAAAGCUAAUUCUGAUCGACAUCUGGCUUGGUUCGUUACUGACGUUAACCCGGUAUUUUUUAAUUUUGUCAACACUGUACGUAGUUAAAUUGUGUUAACACCCGUCACUCGUGUUUUUUAAGUCUCCCUUUGUGCCUCGUGGCCAAAAUUGAAGUACAAAGAACGCACAAAUCUAUUCGACAUAUGACAUAUCUGAAAGUCUUCGAUUCGCGAGGCAAUUUAUAUCGCAAACCACAACAACAUUGGCAAUAUUGUCUACCACGCUUGAAUUAGACAAAAGCGCAUAUAAAAUAUAUAUAACUAGAUAGCUUUACCCAACACUAGUACGUCUAUUACACAAGGGUGGGUAGUAGCGAAGUAGUUGUAGUUCGCUACUGUAGCGAACUACAAUUUUCAAGUAGCCAGUAGUUUUUGACUACUUUUUUAAAACAGUAGCUGUAGUUAUAGCGAACUACAUUUUGCCUAAAAGUAGCCAAGUAGUUGACUACUUUUCAAAUAGCGAUCGCUAUUCGCUACUUUCUAAAAUUGUUACUCAAUAGCAAUUUGCAGAGAGGGUACAAAAGCUGGACCCCCUCAUCUGGACCCCCUUCUGGACCUCUCAGAAUAUAAAAUAAAUUCAAAAUAGGGAUUAAAAUAAAUACUUUGCAGAAAUAAUGAUUUUCAUAAAUAAUAGAUUUUAAUUUAUGGAAGUGGGCCUAGUUGCGAAGCAGUCUUGUGUAAUAGGUUAAACAGGUCACUACUUUAUAUUACGGCAUGUGGUAAAACACUGACUACCGGAACACCACCGGAACACCGCCGGAACACCACCUAACCCUAACCCCAACCCUAACCCCCAACCCUAACCCCCAACCCUAACCCUAACCCCAAACCCUAACCCCAAACAAAAUGGUGGUGUUCCGGUGUUCCGGUGGUGUUCCGGUGUUCCGGUAGUCAGUGUUUUACUACAUGCCUUAUAUUACAUCAAAAGAAUAGUUUCGGCCCACUGAUGUUUCGGCCAUGUUAGGGUCAGGCAUUUUUCGAGUUACGGAUAGUGCGCCAUAUUUAGUGUUUUUAUAUUGUUAUUAUCGUUGAUGCACUAUCUCCUUGCAAGAUGAAGUAACAACAAACUAUAACUUGGCGGGAAAAAAAUAAUAGCAUGUUGUAGCUAAAUAAUAGCAUGUUGUGGCUAAAUAAUAGCAUAAAAUUGCUCAUACCCUUUAAACAAGGUCACACAAUAAGGAAGCACAACAUGCUAUUAUUUUUUUCCCGCCAAGUUAUAGUUUGUUGUUACUUCAUCUUGCAAGGAGAUAGUGCAUCAACGAUAAUAACAAUAUAAAAACGCUAAAUAUGGCGCACUAUCCGUAACUCGAAAUAUGCCUGACCCUAACAUGGCCGAAACUAUUCUUUUGAUCUAAUAUAAAGUAGUGACCUGUCUAACCUAUUACACAAGACUACUUCGCAACUAGGCCCACUUCCAUAAAUUAAAAUCUAUUAUUUAUGAAAAUCAUUAUUUCUGCAAAGUAUUUAUUUUAAUCCCUAUUUUGAAUUUAUUUUAUACUCUGAGAGGUCCAGAAGGGGGUCCAGAAGGGGGUCCAGAUGGGGGUCCAGAAGGGGGUCCAGAUGAGGGGGUCCAGAUGAGGGGGUCCAGCUUUUGUACCCUCCCCAAUUUGCACUCUUGAACACUGUAGUGCUUACAAAAAUGUUGCUUUGUGUUUACUGUUGCUACUCAUAAGUCGAUUUGUUAUAGGUUACAUUUCAGCCUGAGUUAGUAGAUGCUCCAAAUACAGUAACACUAAAAAUAUAGCGUAGCGAAAUAGCGAAAUUGUCCGCUACAUUUUUUAAGCUGUAGCUGUAGUCAGUAGCGAACUACCUUUGUUCAAAAGUAGCAGUAGUUGUAGCUGACUACAUAUUUUUUGAAGUAGCUGUAGUUAUAGCGAACUACAAAAAUUUUGUAGUCAACCCGCCCUUGCUAUUACACAGUUUAAUGUUUUAUUUAUAGAGUAUUAAAAAUCGGUCUCGACAGCUGCGUUGUCUUGGUCUUAAAGUAAAAUCAUUACUAGGAUGCUUAAAAACAAUCUAAACGUUUGAUAAUAACAAACUUACAGGAGCCUUACAAAUUAAAACAAUCAAUCUGUAUAAACAAAAUAUCAACAUAACUUAAUUAUGAGUUAUGGUGCCAGUUAUGAACUUACUACCAUGCAUUGAAAAAGUGUUGACAAUUAACUAUAUGACACGACUAACAAUAUAUUACUUUUUAAAAUAUUUGUAAAAUACGGCCUCCGACUUAUUAUAUACGACUCGAAAAAAACACUCCUACGCAUGUUUUAAAUAGAACUUUUAAUAAAGAACUAGAUAGCUCUUAUUAGAGAUAAUCAGUGGCACAAUGUCCUUUUAUUUUUAUGUUAUAAAACAUUAUGAUCAUUGCAUAUGUUUUUAGUCACCUGGUCAAGUGGUACGCUGUAGUUCUCCCACUUUUCCAACUCUAAUAUGCUACUGAAUAUCAUGCAUUAAAGAUACCUUCAUUGCCGCAUAUAAGCAUAGUACGUUAAAGUAGCUUUGCGCCGUUAGUUAAGGCCCUGUACCCGGAGUGAAAAACAGAAUGCCGGCUAUCAUACUACAAGCAAACCGAACAAAAUCUGAGGUGAGGUUUCUCAGUCAUUACAUUAAUUUCCGAAUCACCUUUCAAAGAGUAGACGUCGCGUUCAGCCCGUAUAUUGACCCCAUAAUAUAGUGUCACGAGUGCACUCCUUUUACGAACGCUUAAAAAGUUCAGUGAAUGACUAAAUUCAUGUCCAUUAUUUGAUAUCUUCUGCUAGGUUAUUGCAGCAUAAGAUUACAGCAUGCAUAUAGUCGUAAGUCGUGCAAUUUGGAUUUAGUCGCGCGGGCACACACGCUACGAUAUUAAACAUCGGCCGAUUUAAGAUUUAGGCAAAUGCUAUUUACCGUAUUUCCUCUCCCCCACUUACAUAUACAGAGGAUAAUGAGUUCACAGAUCGUACCACUGACUGCUCCUCGUUUCAAAAUGAAUCCAAACCAUAAAUCGGCCAACUAUAAAAUGGUAAUGUGCGCGCCCGGUUUCAGAAGUGCAUGCAUGCGCGUGUUUCUACUUCCACUUGAAGUCAUGCUAUUCCAAUUUACAGGCGACGCAGGAGAUUCAAUGAGCUACCACAGUGGAAUGAAAUUAACGACUAAAGACGUCGAUAAUGACUACAAUCCAAACUCUCAAUGUUCUCAAACCUUCAAGGGUGCUUGGUGGUACAACAAAUGUCAUCGUUCAAACCUGAAUGGCCAAUAUCUUGCUGGUCCUCACAGUUCUUAUGCUGAUGGGGUUAACUGGUACAAUUUUAAAGGACAUUAUUACUCUUUAAAGACAAGUGAAAUGAAAGUACAACCAAUGGCAUAGCCAACCCGAUCACAAUCAAUGACACUUUCUCACGUGGGCCAAUAUCCGCCAUUUUUGGGUACUGCCUUCCCUCGUAAUAUAAUCUAGACAAUUAAUAGUAGGUAAGGGAAGUCGCCGGGCAAAACAGAUCCGUAACGUCGGGAAAAGGAAUGGCACUUAGCGUCGGCUUGUUCACCGCCAAGUUUUAACUGUAUAUAUUUAUACCAUUACACACACUACAAUUAUGCGUGAUAUUUACCAUGCAGUGUCAUCGCUAGGGAGGAGGUGUGUUGGGGGCGUGACACCCAUCCCCCUUGCAUUGUUCGUCUAACCAAAUUUGACCUUUAAUUGGGUAGGAAGGAAGUAAUUAAAAAUUAAGAAUUAUAGCUAAAAUAUGGGGAGACUUACGGGAAAACAAUCAGCAAAAACUAACCGAGUGACUUUACCGCACCCAGAAAUGUCCGGAAAUAUAGCGUCCGCGGAAAGAUUUUUUGAGUUCAAUCUUGACAUAGGUGUCAGGUCCUCGUAUAUAUUCUGUAAGCGCAACAAAGAAUGGACAUGAUAACCCACAACCUGCCUCGUACCCAGGCGCUUUGGACGCGAGACGGCUUUUCAAAUUAAUCCACGCGGCCCACGCAAAAGUCACGCAAACCAUAGAAAAAUACAUAGCGCCUGGGUACGAGGCAGACCCACAACUAUGUCAUACUAUAUUAUUAUUAUUAUUAUUAUUAAUAACUAACUAGUGUCAUACUAAUAUUUAUUAUUAUCAGGUAUAUAACUAACUAUAUAUAGUGUCAUUAGUGAUACUAAUAUUAUUGUUAUUAUAUAUAGUGUCAAUUCAAGUAGACACAAGCCGGUAAACUAUAUACAUGUAAAAGAGAGGUUUAUCACUGUAUAGCGGUAUAUAUAUUAUUGAGAGUAAAUUUAAUCAAUAUUGCUUUAUAUACACAACAUGCAGUCAAUAAGAGUGAAUCGCAUACACAAGUGUAUGGGUUAUACAUGAGUAAGACUUAUUUAUAUAGGUUAUAUACACAGUCAAUUUCUCUAUUGUUUGCAGGUUUGUAGGCCUACAAAAAAAUCAAAAAUUAAAAAAAAACAAUUAUCGUGUGAUUCAUGUAUUCGUGUUGCCAUGACUAACAUGACGUGAGCAACGCGAGCCUGCGUUCAGUGUUGGCGUAAUUACGAAUGCUUCAUGUUGAAACAAUGUUUGGAGAAUGUAGGCGAGGGGUUGUUGCAUGCAUGUAUUUCUAGUAUGCGCCUGUAUUUCACUCGGUGACGUCACUGGACAAAUCUGUUACUAUGGUCUACGAUUUUUUCAACCGUUGUAAAAAUGCUCUGAAAGCUAUAAAACUACGGGAUAUGGACCUCAGAAUUAUUAAAGAGACUUUAAUUGAUAAAUUAUAAAGGCCCGUUUACACGGGUGAUUUUUGCUGCGAUUUUAGUUGCGAUUUUCACCUUUUGGAGGAUGUGAAGGAGUAGAUUACUUAAUGAUGUUGUUAUGAGAUUUCAUAACCUGGAACAUUUAUAACUGAUCUACUCCUUCACAUCCUCCAAAAGGAAAAAAUCGCAACUGAAAUCACAGCAAAAAUCGCCCGUGUAAAUGGGCAUUAAAGUUUAAUCUGCAUGGGUUAUGGCUUAUGCCAAUAAAAGGACAAUUUUAGAAACGUUUAGAAAAAAAUCAUUAUUAUCCAGUGGAUAUGGUGCUGACCGGCCUGGGGCCGGUUGUACGAAGGCCGGAUAGCGCAUUUAUUAGCGCUAUCCACCGAAUAGUGAUUUUUUCAACCUUUGAAAAAAUGUUUGAAAAACUGUGAAACUACGGAUAUAGACGACAUAAGAAGUGUAAAAAAAAUUUAACUUAUAAAUACUAAACUUUAAUACGAGUUACACAAAUCAACAACUGAUUUAACAAAGCUUGAAAAAAUCACUAUCCGGUGGAUAACGCUAUCCGGCCUUCGUACAACCCGGCCCUGAUGAAUAUACCAAAUGGACGGUCGUCAAUCUGCGGGAAACUAUUCAAAAUAAACUGCUGUAAUAUAAAAAUCAUUUUGAUAACAAACGCACCUACUCUUUGCAAGUUAUUACAUUUGCAUGGAACAAAAAAUAAAAUUAAUGAUCGAUUGUAAAUUAUUCAACACUAUUAAUAAUAUAUUCGAUUCCUGUUUAAUUAAAUAUUAUUUUUAAACGCUUUUUUUAAAUAAUAUUUAAAAAGAAGGUACAUUUUUCAACGAUCGUGUUUGUGUAGUUUGAUAUUUUUCGUUAUCCAUGCAGUCGCUCAGUAUUUCAUACACAUAUUUUCCCUUCAAUUCAAUAUCAAUUUUUGCCAAAACAAUUUGUGAUUAAUAAAUUUUCUUCUUGUAUAUAAUCUCUAUAAUCGUAUUUCAUUAUUCCGUUGGCGUGCUGUUGUGUUGUUCAUUAUUAAUACUUUAUCUGUUUCAUCGUUACAGAAGAUUCUGAACAUGUUGUUGAUUUUAAAUCAACAUGUACAUUAAUGCUGAGAGUUAAAGCUAUAAUAUAUAUACCCGGCAAUUUAGUUCAUAUUUUCCCACUGCAAUAAACAGUUGUUUUCUGCAAAUCGUGUCGUCAACGUCUCAACAGAAGAAAAAGUAAAACGAAUCCAAAUGGCAAACGUAUAAAGUAUAAAUAUUAUUGCAAUAUUAAUAGUUUGUAUAUAUAUAACUGUCUGUUUCAUAACUUUCAUUAAUAAAGCCAUGAUGAGAUUGUCUAACUGGAUAUAUAGUCGACUGCAUGAGGGCGGAAGAGUGCUGUAAUUUGACAUAAAUUAAAGCCUGAUUUAGAGGCGGCUGCAGAUUUCGCUGGAAGAUAUUAGGGCCAUUUAUACGAGACAAAAUAAGACGCGACUUACAUAAGACGCGACUUAAAUAAGUGGAGUUAUCGCAUGAAUGGUUCUCUACGGCUUUGGUCUUAUUUAUUUGCUAUAGCUAUAAUGUUGUUUUGGUUGUUUUUGUUUUAAUAUGCAAGGCAUUAAAUUUUACGUUGUUUCAAGUUUCUAGCAUGUGUAGUUAGACUUUUUGUCCAAAAUUUCUUAUUUAAGACGCGACUUAAAUAAGAACAUCUAAAAGACCUGUUCUUAUGUAAGACGCGUCUUAUCCAAGACGCGUCUUACAUAAGAAUUUUGUACCUUUUAUACCACAAACUCGCGUCUUACUUAAGUCGCGUCUUAUGUAAGUCGCGUCUUAUUUUGUUCCGUAUAAAUGGCCCUAUUGGGGCUGUCGUGACAUUGAAAAGCCUAGAAAACUUGAAAUCAAUUUUACAUCGAUCCAUGCAUGCAUCCACCUGGCAAACAGUUUCAAGGAAUUUUAGUGUAUCUAACAUUCCUUGAUGUCGUAAAUACCACUACAUAUACUUCACAACAAUCUGGCGUCUGGUUCGUUUUGUCUGCAUCAGGUACGUUAUCGCGAUCGGGGACGGUUGGUCCUCAUGUUAUUUAAUAUUUAUUUUUAUAUUUUAAGGUAUACAAUUGUAUUCAAAAAACCAUUAUUUUAUCAUCUUGCCGCAAAGUAUGAUCACGAAACUCGGCCACAUAACUGCUACAAUAUCCCGAAUUACGAAAAAUAAAAAAUAUCGUUAAAAAUCCCCGUUGCCAUGGUAACAAAGCGAUUUUAAAAAGGGCCAAAUUGCAGAUUGUUUGAUAAUUUUUUGAAAACUUCUUCGGUAAAACUUUUAAUUUCUUGCACACAGUAUUCUUAUCUAUAAUCCCUUCAAAUGAUAGCAUUUAAAAAAUAUCGUACGAGAAUUUUUUUAACCUCAAAAAGCCCUGUUUUUGGAAUUAAAAAAUUCGGCUCGUACGAUUUUCUUAAAACUUGCUCAUUUUACGCACUUGAAAAUUACUGGAAAGUGUGUGAAGUUUUAAAAAAAUUUUACCGAAGGAAACACGAGAAAAAUACAUUUAUUUUUAUCUAUGUGACGUCACAAAAAUCAGGAUUUAAAUUUCCUCGCGCGACCAGCCGACAAUCCCACGAAGGCACGCGCGUGUAUAUCACGACGCAAUUUUAAAAAACCCGCCACGCGUGCAACGUCGACCACGUGUGUUGCGUGUAGCACUAUUAAUCUUGCACGUGGACAAAAUUUCCGCGACACAGACCUAAAACUGUAGGGAGCCACCUUAAGUAUUUUCAUAUCUAUUAUUCUUAUAUCUGGUUAAUAUAUUUUUUCUCUGACAUAGCAUGUGUUUUUAUUGGGUUGUUGGUUGUCUAAAUUCAGUCAUUGCAUGUGUUGUGCAAUGUUUUAUAGUUUUUCACCAGCAAACAUCACACUACCUAACAAAUGAGUGACAUAUGUGUACGUACACCAAAAAUGAUGUCACAUCGUGAGACCUACCGUUGACCGGGGCAUCAAUACGGUGGGAUUAUAUAAUCAGUGGAGUUACAGGACUACUGCAGAUAUCAUAAUAUGACCAGUUACAGGUCGUACAACCACAGUGCAGCUUAACCUUCGUUGUAUAACGAGUUUUUAAAAUUAUCUAAAACCGAUAAUGCGCCUUUGCUUCUUUGCCCUUUCUAAUAAAAGGGCUGGCAAGAGGGGACACCCGUCCCUCUUUCCUCCCCCCCCCCCCCAAUUCAAACGUCGUUGAUUUACCUCUUUCUACUUUUUCUAGGUCACCACCUCACUAAGCAUGUAUUCAGCCAAUACAAAACAGCAAGUGUCACAGAAUGCAUGUGCGCAAUACUGUGUAAGAGAAAUCUCUACCUGCAAAUCAAUCAAUUACAAAUCAAGACACAAUCAUGAUUCUUCAAAAAACUGUCAACUAAAUAACGCUACAAAAUUCAUCCAGCCUCAGAGUUUGACGGUUAAUAUUGAUUACAACUAUUACGAACCAUUAAUCAAGGUAAUGUAUAUUUAAUGUACUGUUUAAUUUUUGUCUAUAGUAGUGUUACACCUAUUGUAUAAAACCAGGGUAGCCGGGGAAUGCACGGGGGCAGCGAGGCCAAGCUGCCCCGGUUGCCCAAACAGUGCAUGAGGGGGUAUGCAGCACGGGGCAGCAGGUUGUCUUUUUUAGCUUCAAACUGAAUCUGAAAUUCCUCUCAAAUUUCUAUGAGAAAAAGUUUAAAAAGAAAAAAUAAUUGACAAAAUGUCAUGUUGUUUGACAAUGUCAAUGCAUUUUAGUCUUUGGCGUCAUAUGAAUGAAUAAAAUUGUUCCAAUCAAUACCGAAAUUUGUCUAACUAUAUUGGCUAGAAGUAUAGUCGCGAGUAUAUUCGUACGGAAACGGUUGCCCCCGCCACUUCGCGUGGUUUCCUGUGCACAGUACCUGCAUACAACUCACAAUUCACUUCGCUUUAGUAAAUUUGUAAAUUUAUUUAUUACAUUUCGAUCCUAAGCUUCAUCAGUCAACAAAGAAUUUACAUUUCCUAAGCAAAAUUUGCCCAUUAGCCUCAUCUAUUAUGUGUCUCAAGCGUGACCGAAUAUGAGUUCGAAAACUCUUCGCUGACCUCCACGUUUCUAGCCUAGACAUUUCUUUGCAAAAAUGUUAAUUAAAUUGUUUAUAAACUGGACAAAACCUAGACGUAAAAUAGACUGGCGUUAGCCACAUUACUUCAGUCAAAUUUUUAAAUCUCGUUUUGGUUGAUACAGCAACAUAAUUAUCAUGCAUGUCAAUUCUUCCUAUUAUUGCAGGCAAAACAGACAAAUGAGAAGAGUGGUCCAGUGAAACAUGGUAAAUCAAAACGAAUUAUGGCUCUGCUAUCAUCAUUUAGGCCUAUACUGAUAUAAACUGAUUUCUAAAACUUAACUGAUAUUAGCAUAUAUACAGUAUAUAGCUAAUGUCAGUUACAUUUUUACUGACAUAACAACCUUAGACCAUAUGGUUUUGACGUUUUUGAGCAAGAAGUUUUAGCAAUAAGAGCUUACUGAAGAGCAGUUUUCUAACCAUCCAUGCACACGGCAAUAAAGAAUCUUGAAGUGAGUCUUAAUUUUUCCUUUACUGUGAUCAACUGUGAAUAUUUGAAAAAACCACUGUUGUCUCUGGAUGAGAAAAAGGCUAUAGUGGUCCUGAUGGAAUUGCUGCUCACUUUUUACUAGCUAGGUUAUUCAAUCACUGCAUUGUCGAUUUUAUAUGACCCACUCGGAAUGGAAAUGUAGUAAUGCCAUUCCUAUUUAUAACAAGGAAGAGCUGACAUGUAAAACUAACGAUAGGUCCAUUAAUCUAUAUAUUGUCUGUGAUCCCAAAUUUAUUCGAGAAAGUUCAACAGUUACACCAGGCGUUUUCUCCUGUUUUCUCUGAAAACUGGCUGAAGAUUGGAGAUCUGAUCUUAAUGUUAAAAAGGACAUAGUUGCGGUGGCAAUUGAUCUUUCUAUAAUGCAUUCGAUUCUAAUUUUUAUCCCUCAUAUUCUGUUGCUUGCUAAACUGAAGUCCUAUGGUUUAGACUUUAGACCGUUCGAUCGAUCUGCUUUGGCCUUGAUUCGUUCCUACUUGUAUGGUCGUAAACAAAGGGUUUACUGGGGUCCCUGUUGUUCAAUAUUUUUGUGAACGAUGUGAACUCAGUGGAAACUUGCUCUCCCCUUCGUCUUAGUUAUGCGCGACGAUAAUAGAGAGGUUCAAAUUUGACUUCCACUAUCGCUACCUUUCAGUCUCACUGGCUAAGUACGCAUCUGAUUGGAUUAUCGGAUAUACCAAACGCAUCUAAUUGGUUAAUGGCCGCUUAAUGGUAGCGGUAGUGAAAGUCAAAUCUGAACCUUUAUACUACCAAUUAUGCUUCCGACCAAUGUCCCGUUAGAUUGAUAAUUUCGAUUAAUACGGACAUAAUAACCUUAGACAGGGACGUAGGAACCGCGGGGGGGAGGGGCAAAAUUGCCCUUUUUUGUGAUGAAAUAUGCACUUUUCAGUUGUACAAGCUCAUGUCGCUGUAAAUACUAUAUUAACAUCGAAGAUGCCCUUUUUUGUGAAAUUUCGAUUUUUAAAAACAAUUGGUCAAAAAAGGCGUUCAUUGUACGUUGCAAUUUGAUAUGGUAUGACCGGAAAAUCUGCCCCCCCUCUGUCGCCAACAUUACCAUUACCAUGACUUUUUAGGUGCUCUUUUCAUUAUUCAAAAUUUAAAGUGCCUUUGGAAGCCGGUGCCCCCCUCCCCCAAUAUUUUGAUGCUUCCUACGUCCCUGACCUGACGCUUGAACUUCAUAUAUUAAAUGAAAUGCUUAAAAAGCUAGGUUUAUGCUAAAGUGGCAACUCUGCGAGAUCUAAGGGGCUUUUUUAAUAUAUAUGGUCCCGCAUACCCAGGAUUCAAUGAAGUGUGACGUAUUUUGAGCAAUUGAAAUAGUCGCACUUCAUAAUCUAACAAAAUUGCUUGUUACAAAUUGUAUGAAAUUCCAUGUUUUUGACAAAAAAACCAAAUGUUGUUGAUUAGUAUUUUUGCACAAGUGAACAUAACAAAUCCUACAAGGUGAUUGGUCAAAUUUGACGUAUUAAUCUGUUAUAUUCACCUACAUGUGCAUAUAACAAAAUCGAAAUUUUCAAAAUGGCAGCUAGCCGUUUUGUUGAAGUUAGUGAUAAAGAAAUAAGCGAAAUUAAAAUGAAUUCAGACCAGAAAAACACAAAAAGACUUGUGCAAUAAUACUAAAACAAUUAUUCGCCUCAGGCUCGGUGAUUAUCGGGGAAUAUUCACCUCGACUUCGUCUCGGCGAAUAUUCCCCGAUAAUCAUCACCUCGCCUUCGGCGAAUAAUUGUUAAAUGUUAUUAAUAAUUAAUCGUCUUCUUCCACUACAUAACUUCUAGCGCGUACAAUAAUUAAAGUUAUCUAAGUUUUGUUUAGGGCUGAAACACGUAUUUCAAUUGCUCAAAAUACGUCACACUUCAUUGAAUCCCGGUGUCCCAGGAAAUUUGGCGCCCGGCAAACUUUGGCCCCCCGGGGGAAAUUUCCCAGGAAAUAUGGCCCCCCUUCGGAAAUUUGGCCCCCUCGAAAACAUAGUUCACUUUAUCGCUAUAAGCUCGGAAAUCGUGAAGCUUCUUCUAAAACCAAGAUCCUAAAAGUGUUUGUCAGUAUUUAUAGUUGAUUUGCAUAACUUAUUGGUGUGGAAAUUCUUCAUUGCGGCCAAGAACUAAAAGUUUGAAGGAAAGCGUAAUAAUUAUCACUUAUUUACUGAGACCGAGGGAAACAGUGUGUUUUGUGGACCCGAGACCGCCGUUGUUGCCCGAGGCGAAGCCGAGGGCAACAACGGCGGUCGAGGGGCCACAAAACACACUGUUUCCCUCGGUCUCAGUAAAUAAGUGUUUUGUUAUAUAGUAUAUAAGUGUCAAAGUAUGAAUAAUUCACCGGUUAUUGGAGUGAACUUAAUUUGAAACCAAAAAACGCCGUAAAUGUUUAGUAAAAAGUUUAAAAAUGAACUUUGGAACUUCAUGGUUGACACGCAUGCGUAUUGCACCCAUUUUAUUAUUGACCGGUCAAUAAAUGUUUCAUUGCGGACCGGUUGCCGAACAUGACGUUUUGUGGACCGGCACGUGAUACGGUUUUGACCAAUCGGCAAACAGAAAAAUUGAACUUUGACACCAACUACAUAACAAUAAUGUGUUAGUGCACUAGUCAUGCCAGACACAUCACGUUACGUAUCUGUUGAGGACAACGUUAAUGCAUAAUGGCUUAGCUUUAAGCUAAGGACACGAAACGAUUUUUAGAGAUAGGAAUUUUUAAGAUAUUACAAGACUUAGUUAUUUAGAUCUAUAAAAUUCAGUCACAUAGUAUAAAAUUAGUGAGAAUAACAACUGCACUUUAGCAAACGAUGGGGCGAAUAUGUUAAUAUGCACGCGUUUAAUAAAUGACAGGGAAUAAUUAGCAUUAGGGUAAAAGUAGACUUUUAAAUGGACGUUUGUUCGAAAAACAAAAUCAAAUGAGUGGUUAUUUCGUAAAAAAAACUUUUCCUAUGCAAUUUUACUUACAUAUACACAGUAUAUCGCUCAUAUGGUUGGGAUGCAUUACAGAAGCAUUCCGUAAAAACGGAAGUUAGUCCGCGUGUUGUGACGUGAUAUCGUUCACUUUCAUUAAGCAUUUAAGCAUGUCUUAGAUCUGAAAUAUUUUUACGGGAACUAACACUUUCGAACACGCUGAGUUCAAAUCCGAAAAGUUCCCACUCCGUAGACCCGCAGUUUUUUUACAAAAUGCUAUUUUAUCAAUUUAUCUUCACUAAUUUCACAACAAAUUUUUUCAUUGUUCAACGACACGGAUCGAUGACGAUACACGAUUAUGUCACUCAAAAGGACCAAUUUCUAUUAACCAUUCUUCCUUUUAACAAAAGAUCGGUUUUGCUCGAAUCGUUUUGAGUUAUGCAAUCUUAUGCGUGUUGGACGUAAACAACAUAUCUUGUCUACAACUUUGAGAAAGUACAGCCGAUAACGCUUUCUAAAAUCCUCAGUUCUAGAGAUAUCUUUAUAAAACCACAAGAACAUUAAUGCGAAGUCUUUUAGCUAUGUCACUGGCCUGAAAAAUAACUCUUUUAACGCGAUCAAGGUAUUUAAAACAAAAGUAAUGCGAAGCCAACGUAACGGCAAAGACAACGCUAAAAUAAAAUAUUGUCGAAUGGUUGCUGGUAGAACACUUACGACAGGAUCAAUCUUAAAUAACCUUAAACUAUAAGAAUAAAUGUUCACAUCAAAGACAAGGAUCAGUCCCAAAGUAUAAAAUAUGCUCUGUAAACUUACGACGAAGUGGAGAAAUGUGUGAGCUGUUUAUUUGAUGAUUUCGACGUAUAUAGAAGCCCUCUUUCCGUUAAUAUUCGCUUAUCGCACAGUAUAACACCAACUGAUUUAAGAGAUUAUCUAUAGUGCGAGCUGCGAGUUGCGAGUUGCGAGUUGCGAGCUGCGAGUUGCGAGUUGCGAGCUGCGAGUUGCGAGUUGCGAGUUGCGAGUUACGAGUAUAUUGUUAAUUUCUAAUAACAUCGGGUUUAAUUUUAACCCAGGGUUAACAUUAACCUAGCUUUGAAGCACCGAACCAGGUGUUUACACCUGUGGUUUACACUAAAAAUUCAAAUUGAAAACUGUAUGGCAUCCUGGCGGAUGUGAUUUUAGCUUUGUCUCAGUUUGGCGCCAAUUUUCAGCUUUUGAAAUAAACAUUCAUUGCAUUUAUUUUUAUACUUACAAACUUGUAAAUAGCAAUCGUUUUGAUAUACUGAUGGUUUUUUCCCGUGUUUAGAUAAAGUUUAUGUAUGUAUAUGUAUGUCUAUGUAUAAAUUGUAUAAAAUAAAUUGUACUUCCGAUGAAAAGGACUUGAGUUUUAUGGGGUUCCCAGCGUUCAGUAUAUAUAAACAAACUGAGUCGGUGUCUGGUCAUACUUACUAAUAAAAUUAAAUAACCAUUUUAAGAUUAGACAGCACAAAAUGGUCUGGAUAACUACUAGAUUUUAUUAAACACAGAAACGGCAAAUAUAAACUUGCACUUUUAUUUUCAAUAUAAUUAUUUUAAUUCUUGAACAUACGUAUCGAUAGAUCUAACAAAGUAAAAAAACAAGUAAAGGCCGAUUUUUAUCUCGUCCGUAUCGUAGCAUUUUUUUUGUGUCGAAGUCUUAGUUACAGGGACCUUAACUUCGAAGGUCAUUAUAUUUAUGAAACAAAAAACCCUUCGACUUUCCCUUCCAUGUCGUCCAUAUUAAUAUACUUUCAAAGCCUAAUUCAAAGCGAGGCUAGCGACUCGCAACUCGCAACUCGCAGCUCGCAAAAUAGCCGACCCCCUGAUUUAAUAGUUCAAAUGCAAUGAUAAGUUAAUCUUGAAUUACGUCUCGGAAACCGUGUUGGAAAUUUCAAUGCUGAUCCAUUACAUAUAGAUUAACGUUUUACAUCUUUGUAUAAAACAUUUUGAUCGCAUGUAAGGAAUUAUUUCUCAAUCCAGAGACAUAGCCCAAAGAUUUGACAUUAACGUCCUUGUGAUUUUAUAGAGAUAGAUCCAGAACUAAGGAUAUUAGAAGGAAUUAUCUGUACCUUCUCAAAGUUGUAGACAAGAUAUAAUUAUGUUGUUUACGUCCAACACGCAUAAGAUUGCAUAACUCAAAAUGAUUCGAGCAAAACCGGUCUUUUGUUAAAAGGGAAGAAUAAUGGUUAAUAGAAAUUAGUCCUUUUGAGUGACAUAAUCGUGUAUCGUCAUCGAUCCGUGUCGUUGAACAAUGAAAAAAAUUGCUGUGAAAUUAGUGAAGAUAAAAUAGCAUUUUGUGAAAAAACUGCGGGUCUACGAAGUGGGAACUUUUCGGAUUUGAACUCAGCGUGUUCGAAAGUGUUAGUCCCCGCAAAAGUAUUUCAGAUCUAAGACAUGCUUAAUGAAAAUUGUUUUCUAGGCACUUUUCGAGGUCACAACACACGGACUAAGUAGACUGUAUGCUUGAUGGCUCACAAAAACAUUCCGCACACAGAAAAGCACAAAGGUUUGAAUAACUAACAAAAUAUUCAGCAAACACAAAAGCACCGCAAAGGUUUGGAUGACUCACAAAAACAUUUCGCAAACACGCAAAAAUCAAAGGUUACAUCCAGCUACAUAAAAUCCGUCAGUGUUGUAAGCAAUUCUCUGGGCCUAAUUCUCGUCAGUAUUGCAAUUCAGCGCAGAAUUUUGUUUUGACACAAAAAAUUACGCAAUUAAAGUAACUAUAAAUGUUGAGAAAAAUUUAUCGAAAUUUGGUUUUAGUAGAAGCUUCACGAUUUCCGAGCUAAAAGAUAAAGUAAACUAUAAUUUUUUAGAGGGGGCCAAAUUUCCGAAGAGGGGGCCAUAUUGCCUAGGAAAUAUGGCCCGGGGGGGCCAAAUUUUCGGGGGGAGGGCAAAUUUCCUGCGGGACCAUAUAAACAACCCCUAUAAGCCGCUUCAUCCCUAUUGAAGUAGCAACAACACUGUGUAAGGCCUACAUCCUACCACACAUUAAAUACUGCUGUCCUGUCAUUCUUGGUACUGCAUGGGAAAUGCUUUGAUAGGAAAUUGGAGCCCGCUAACCCGUAAAAACUUUGUUUAAUAUGGGCGAUACAGACGGCUGAUUACGAAACAGUUUUGCCGAAUAUGGCGUCAGUGCGUAGUUUCGAACAGAGGCGAUUUGAACAGCCACUUAUUUUGGCACUAAACUGAUACGACUCCAUGACCAUGGAGCUCAAUAUAUUUCAAACUUUCAAACAUUGGUGUGAACUUUGAGCAAGUUCGCUACAAUAGUAAUUAUACGUUAUUUCAGCACAAUUCGUAUGCCCCGGCCAUGGCUCGGGAAACUUGAGCAAUCAGUCCCUAUUCUUUUGCAUAACUUUAAAUAAAUUAUUGUAUUCUAGCUAUAAAUUCGUGAGAAACUGUAGUUGAAAUGCUUAAUUUAAUUUGAAUGAUUAAAAUCUUGCAUGUGCUCUUGCCAGAUAUGCAUGCAUGACAACUGCAUAAUCCCCGAGCCGACGGCGCGGGUACUAAUUCCCCCCGGCUAUUUACACGGAGAAACGAAAGCAUUAGCGAAGUCUAAAGUUCAUCAAUGAUCGCGGGCGUGACCAACGAUCUUGAGUGGGUGGUCAUCCUCACUGAUCUCGAAAAUAUGGCUGAUUGCAUGUAGGAGUGGGAUACUGUAAGCAAGAUUUCAAUUUUAAAAGACAUAUAUUUGGAAAAUCGUUUCAUAUACAACAAGCUUCAGGCAAUUUUGUUUGAAGAAAUGAGAAGAAUUGAUUUACUAUGGGAAAUCGUGAAAUAUACGGCAAGUUUGCUUUGAAUAUUUAAUGUUUACGAAUUCUGUUGCUUUAACUUUUUGCCUAAAAACAUGAACUGUUUUCCUUUUCAACGUCAACGAAGCUCUAAGUUUCAUAAAUUACCGUUUAAUUUGAGAAAAGAUCUUAAAAUGUAAAGGCGAACAAAUAGAUUUGAAGACUGCAGAACUGAAAUUACUUAACAGUUUGUUUUAUUUGUAUUAAACUUAAAACAGUUUAUCGGCAAAAUGUAGUUUAGUUGAAAUGUUGAAUGAACAUUUCAAAACAUUUUACGAAGCGUUUCAAGUUAAAUUUUACAUUAAAUCAAAGCUCACAAAGUGCAAAAUGAUAUACCUACAGUAUAUAUUUCGGAAAUUUAUUGUUGUAUAGAAUCUUUCAACUAUUUUGCAGUUUUGUACAAAAAUAUUAAAAGUUUAAUAAAAUAAUAAUAUUUUAAUCGUGUUGUCAUGGCCAUGGGGAAGAGAUUAUUUCGCUAGCCCAAAGUGACAAAACGUAACAAAGCAGCGGUUUUACUAACACUAACCCCACUCCAAACACCAACUCUAACCACUACCCUAAUCCUUACCUAAACCCUAACCUAACCCUAUGCCAAAUUUGUUUCUAAACCAAUCUUGAAGAAAACAGUUCUGACAAAAUGACAUGAAAAUGUCAUUCUAAUGUCAGCGAAAUAGUUGAUGCCUUGUCAUGGCAACACUUGAGCGCGAGCCUGCGUUCAGUGUUGGUCAUUUCUGAAUACUUCAUGUUAAUUUAACGUUUGGAAAAUAUUGGCGAGGGGUUACUGUAUGCAUGUAUUUCUAGUUACAACUUAAUUUAGUGGGCUCGCUACUGUAAUGGAGGCCGAAAUUUCUAAAAGGGCGCGAUAUUCCUAAGAAAAUCCCUCCGGAGCGAAAUUCUGGGUGGUGGAUUUAUUGGGACAGUAGCCAGUUAGAUAGUAAAUGUGCGAGUAUUUUUUCAUUCGUUGGAAGGUAAUUUUUGUCUUUAAUGCGUUCUUCGUUCCUUUAGCGAAAAGUUGUGAUGUUUUAUACAAAUCAGGCAAAACAAUCACAGGUGUUUAUACAAUCGAUCCGGACGGACAAGGAGAUUUCCAAGUGAGAUGUGACAUGACUUCCACUCCAGGCAAGGGCUGGACCAUAUUCCAGAGACGUGUAGAUGGUUCUGUGGAUUUUUACAGAAACUGGACUGAAUACAAAAAUGGAUUUGGAAAGUUGACUGAUGAAUUCUGGCUAGGUUUAGACAAAAUUCACCGUUUGUCAGCAAAUGGAGGAGGCUUAAAGGAUAUAA